GUAAAGCCUUCCCGAACGGUAUUAAAACCUUCGACGACCCGCCAUCUUCAACUGGAUUCUAGACCUCGACUAGACCUACUAUCAACUUUAAAUUUCUCUUUCUUGAUUGGCGUGCUGCGGGUCAAUUCGAUGUGGAGCAUCCACGAUGCUUUAGACUGGACCUCUCGACAUCGGGAAAAGACGGCCGUCUCGAUUGUGUUGGAUAUUUAACAUUAUCCACUAUCACAAGCUUGAAGGCAUGGCGUUCCAUCCUCAGGGAGGUGGUGGACCUCCUGGCUUCCCGAUGCCGUUCCAGCCAACCCAGUCGAGGUCGCCUCCGCAUCCUUCCUCAUCCGCUGGCGCGCGAGGUAUGGCACCAGACAUAAACCCUUCGGGACCUUUUCUUCCAUUUCAGGAAUCCCAAUUCGACAUUCUCGAGUGGUACCCGCAAUUUCAGUCCUGUGUUCGGUAUUUUCUCGAUCACGCGCAACAUAGCGGGCCGGUGCAGGCCGUUGCCGCGUUCGUGAACAUUCAAUUGCCAUUCCAGAGGCCACAACAUCCCGUCAUCUCGUCGAAACCUCCUGGGUCACCUCAGGGGGUGCCAUCCCCAUCGUCGAUUGCGAUAGGGAAGCUCCCAAUGCCGGGCCACUCACCUAUGGCGGUCUCUUUGACACCGUACGUCCGGCGACUGGUAGCCACCGGCCUAGACCUUCCUGGGGUACUGCACGGGUUCUUUGGAGAUGACUGGCCUGUGGGGAUAGGACACCUCCACGAAGUCGAGCGAAGGAAUUUCCUGUUUGCCGCCAAGAGCGCUGGGUGGCUGAAAGUCAAGUCCCAGUAUGACAUGCCGGAUGAGCAGAGCAUUCCCUUUCUGCGGCCACUGCAAAAUGUGACAGAGAAAGAGAUUGUCAGCGCAGAGGCAAACUGGAGUGAGUGGCUGGCAAUGCAGGAUUGGAUGGUCGGUCCACGCUCACCUGAUGUCGACAGAGAAAUGGCAGUCCUUGUGAAGAGCGAAGAUGUCUGAUCUGUGGCAGUGACAUCGUAACCUACAUAUCCGUUACAAACCUCUAACCUCAUCGAGAACGGCGAUUUACUGAGGUAUCUACAUACCUCGGGUACGAGAUUGGAUUUUAGAAGCCGGCCAGAUGCGGUGUUUUUCGGGGUGAUUAGGCG
Molecule: messenger RNA, 1152 nt
Organism: Annulohypoxylon maeteangense
Lineage: Eukaryota; Fungi; Ascomycota; Sordariomycetes; Xylariales; Hypoxylaceae
Exons: 2
Coding region: 239-1003 (254 amino acids)
Source: RefSeq, a predicted model, not a curated record